This is a messenger RNA of Physcomitrium patens, 526 nucleotides long. The record is from RefSeq and is a predicted model, not a curated record. Lineage: Eukaryota; Viridiplantae; Streptophyta; Bryopsida; Funariales; Funariaceae.
GCAACAGACUACAGUAAACUUACAUAGAAAAUAAAUGUGCCGAGACUUGGCCUUGCUUAGUAGGUUGGAGGUUACAAUAAACUUGGAGAUCCUGGAAAGCGAUGAGGGGAACUCGAGCCGAACAAAUUCGACUGUUGAUAUGACGAAGGCGGAUUGGUACAGUAAUCAGCAGAGUACUCAAACGACCAUGGCUACCCUCCAUCGAGUUAAACAGCGAGUGAACUACUGGACGUUUGCUUCGUGUAACCAAACGUGGGUUAGAAUUCCAACGAGAAUAUUACGUGGGUUCUCGACACCAGCUCCAGGCAAAUUCUUCAUCUCAUUGCUUCAAACAACUAAACCUGUAGUUAACAAGAUCUGAGGACCAUGGAGCCUCCAACUAUAUCAUUAAGGAUGAGUCCUUGAAGCUGAACUUCUGAUGCAGUAACGAGCUCAUUUUCGAAACUUCUUGACAAGAGCAUCAAUCGUAAAUUUGGUAUUUUUGUAUAAUAAUAUUACAUAGUGAAUAAAUCAUGAAUAAUAUUUA